UCAUAGAAAUAUAUAGUUUCCUCUCUCCUCUCUGUGUCUCACUUAAUGGAGCUUUUCAUAACAAUAUGUUUUUUGUUAUUUUUCUGCAUAAUCUCCUACUUCUAUAAGAGGUUUUUUCAAAUAAGAAACCAGUGCUGCUACAUGUUAGCGUAUGAGUGUUUCAAGGCUAGUGACGACAGAAAGCUUGACACUGAAGCCUGUGUAAGAGUUGUCAUUCGGAACAAGAAUCUUGGUCUAGACCAGUAUAGGUUUCUCUUACAGACAAUGGUCAAUUCAGGUCUUGGUGAAGAAACUUAUGGCCCAAGAAAUGUCCUUGCCGGCAGAGAAGAAACUCCCACUCUAGAGGAUGCACACUCAGAGAUGGAUGAGAUUAUGUUUGACACACUUGACAAGCUCUUUGCUAAGACUGGAGUCUCUCCAUCCGAGAUAGAUAUACUCGUUGUGGAUGUGUCACUGUUUUCUCCAGCGCCCUCCUUAACAGCUCGAAUUGUAAACCGAUACAAGAUGAGGGAUAACAUUAAAACCUUCAGCCUCUCCGGAAUGGGUUGUAGUGCAAGCAUGGUAGCUGUAGACCUCGUGCAGCACUUGUUCAAGACUCACAAGAAUGCAUUCGCAAUUGUUGUGAGUACAGAAACAAUAGGUCCGCAUUGGUACUGUGGCAAAGAAAAAUCCAUGAUGCUGUCUAACUGCCUGUUUCGAUCUGGAGGGUGUUCGGUGCUCUUGACGAACAGAAGAUCUCUCAAGCAUCAAGCUCUGAUGAAAUUAAGCCAUUCAGUACGAACCAAUAUGGGCGCAAAUGAUGAAGCAUAUGGAUGCUGCAUACAAAUUGAAGAUGAGCAAGGGUACCAGGGUUUUCUUCUCACAAGAAGCCUAACAAAAGCUGCUGCUAAAGCUUUUACCUUGAAUCUUAAAGCUUUGGUACCCAAAAUCUUACCAAUAAGUGAACUACUUCGGUUUGCUAUAGUAUCUCUCUGCAAAAGUAAGAGAAAAAGCUCAACUCCUGAAUCGGCAAAAGCAGGUUUGAAUCUCAAGACUGGUAUUGAGCAUUUCUGUAUUCAUCCUGGUGGAAGGGCAGUGAUUGAUGGUCUUGGAAUGAGUUUAGGGCUCAGUGAAUAUGAUCUUGAGCCAUCUAGAAUGGCGCUUCACCGGUUUGGAAACACAUCAGCUGGCGGCCUGUGGUAUGUUUUAGGUUAUAUGGAAGCCAAGAAGAGGCUCAAGAAAGGUGACAGGAUUCUGAUGAUCAGCCUUGGAGCAGGUUUCAUGUGCAACAACUGUGUUUGGGAGGUAACAAAGGACUUGGAAGAUUCUAACGUAUGGGAAGACACUUUAGAUCGUUACCCCGUCUCCAGGGAAAACCUGGUAAACCCUUUUACUGAGAAGUAUAGCUGGAUCAAUGAUGAGUGUCUGAACUUUGUUAGGAUGGACUAGAAAAAUCAAUCUUUCCUGCAUUUUCGGAUUUCUAUAUUUAUGUUUUAAACUCCUCCCAUUUGUUGCAUUAGGUUUCAUUCUUGAAUAAGAAGUUGCCAUUAUCUAGAACAGAUCAACAGGACAAGUGUAACCCAUUUCACAUUUUCUACCAUAUUUGUGCUAUCAUAAAGUUUCUGUAUUCAUUUAUCAAUUACAUUAAUGUUAUGAUAAAGUUUAUGUUUGCAUAUCAUCUAGCAUAUUGUUGUUGUUGCU
Messenger RNA from Theobroma umbraticum, 1680 nucleotides. RefSeq names its product 3-ketoacyl-CoA synthase 19-like. Gene Ontology annotation, biological process: fatty acid biosynthetic process. Gene Ontology annotation, molecular function: acyltransferase activity, transferring groups other than amino-acyl groups. The record is from RefSeq and is a predicted model, not a curated record. NCBI's taxonomy places the organism in Eukaryota, Viridiplantae, Streptophyta, Magnoliopsida, Malvales, Malvaceae. Gene Ontology annotation, cellular component: membrane.